AUGGAAGGUCCAUCCGAACCUACAAACACUCCCAAGAAGCAAAAGUCAGAUGUUUGGAAUGAGGAGAAACAACCAAUUCUCAAUGAAGAGGAGGAGCAAGUUCACAACGAAGAGGCUACAUCUAAUCCUGAAGUAACCCCUACUUACAAUGAUUUCUUUCCAUCUCCUCCUCGUUCACUUGAACACACCACAACACCAAUUACCAUUGCACAAUGCCCUCCACCUGUUUCUUCUCAACUUCAAAGCACCAUUCCCUUAUAUAUUCCUUUUUUCACUGAUUCCACUGUUCCACCCACAACAUCUGGAGAACCUGUUGUUUCAGUCAACGCAUCUGAUGUGGGGGCUAGAACAUCAGGCUUUACAUCGUCUCAUAUCUCUCCACCUAUUUCCCCGAUGCACCGAGAUGAUCCUGAUAUGAUCUAUGGGGAUGAUGAAGAUGAUUUAGCAGGGUUCACCUUCAGUCUAUUCAUUAUUCAGACUGCUAGUGAUGAUGUAGCUUAUGUUACAAAGGGGAAACUCAAAGCCAUCCAUGAAAAGCUUGACUCUUUGCUUCAGGCUUCAAAACCUUCUUCCUCUCAUGAUUACUCUCAAGCCUCAAUAAUGUCCAUUAUUGAAACCCUCACUAAGGAGUAUUCAUCUAAUCUUGAGAAGAUGAACAAGGCUGUGGAUGCCUCUACCUUAGUCUACAACAAAACGACCGAAAAAGUCAAUAAACUAAUUUCUGAUGCCAUUUGUUUUAUGAACAACUUCUCGUCUUCUUUUGAAACCAAUACAACGAGAGCUAAUGAAGUGCUUGCAAAUCUUGGCUCGUCUCUUCAGGCUAAACGAGCAAAACUACAAGAAUUCAGAACAAUUAUAGUUCGGAAACAUCUUGCUGAAAAACAGAGACCAGUGUUCGCUAUGUUACAUCGCUUGGAGGGUUUUCGAAACCUUCCAAAAAUCAAGGGGGAGAUCAACUGA
This is a messenger RNA of Lactuca saligna, 960 nucleotides long. NCBI's taxonomy places the organism in Eukaryota, Viridiplantae, Streptophyta, Magnoliopsida, Asterales, Asteraceae. The record is from the annotation of a GenBank genome assembly.